AUGUACAACGGACGAACAGACCCCGUGGAGCACGUGAGCCAGUUUAACCAAAUGAUGGCCGUCUAUUCCAAAGAUGAGGCUUUGAUGUGCAAAGUGUUCCUGUCGAGCCUAGGACUGGUGGCAAUGAGGUGGUUUGAUGGCCUCAGGCCAAACUCCAUAGACUCCUUUAAGCAAUUGACCCAAGCCUUUGGCUUUCAUUUCAUCACGAGCAACAGGGUUCCUCGACCUUUGGAUUCCCUCCUGUCUUUGUCCAUGCGAGAAGGGGAGACCCUAAAGGCCAACUCGGAUAGGUAUUGGGAGAUGUACAAUGAGAUAAAAGGAAACUAUGAUGAUGUCGCCAUUAGUACCUUCAAAAGCAGCCUCCCAACUAAGCACGGUUUAAGAAAAUCCCUAACAGGGAAGCCUAUCACCAGCCAACGCCAACUCAUGGACCGAAUCGACAAAUAUAAAAGGGUUGAAGAGGACUAA
This is a messenger RNA of Quercus lobata, 468 nucleotides long. RefSeq lists its product as uncharacterized. The coding region runs from base 1 to 468 and encodes 155 amino acids. The transcript has a single exon. Lineage: Eukaryota; Viridiplantae; Streptophyta; Magnoliopsida; Fagales; Fagaceae. The record is from RefSeq and is a predicted model, not a curated record.